Dreissena polymorpha is the source of this 2581-nucleotide messenger RNA. RefSeq lists its product as uncharacterized. NCBI's taxonomy places the organism in Eukaryota, Metazoa, Mollusca, Bivalvia, Myida, Dreissenidae. The record is from RefSeq and is a predicted model, not a curated record. The transcript is spliced from 5 exons. Bases 147 to 2498 code for a protein of 783 amino acids.
CGUCAAAACGUCACUUCCGUAAAACGUUGCUAAGGACAUUGUCUAUGCGAUAUUUGCUGAAGACAAACCAAUUAUAUAUGUAAAGAAAUUACCACGAUUAGUAAUAUAUACUGAUUUAUGAUGUCGAAGCGUGAAACAGAGCCACAAUGAGCUCAACUAGAAGUGUUUACCCACCACGCUCCAGGAUUCCUAUCCCGGUGAAAAGCGUGAACACUUCAGCAAAGCCAGUUAGAACUGGAACAAAAUGCACGAGAACAGUCCGGUGUCCAAUGAAACCCACUCACGAUGAUAAAGGGUUAGGCCAUUCUUCAACCGGUAAGAAGGCGUUGAGUCCAAUAUAUUCGGAAUCCGAGACCAGUUCUCCUAACAGCGGAAAGGUUUGGAAGUCCAUCCCUUUGAGAAGUAAACAAAAUACCCCACGAUAUAAACCGUCUUUCACCGACAAGACCACUGAGUCGACACUCAUUGCAAAAACCGCACAUCAAAUGAAGUCUGAAACUAGCUUCAAGUCAUCGUUAGAGCCCAGAAGUUGUACUUCGACUCCUGCCAAAGUUGAGUUCGAAAUUAAAGUCAAUCCGAAAUAUGCACGACAAAAUAAAAGCCGGAUUGACCAAGAGAUCAAUAAAGACGGUGACAGCCAUAAAAGGACUGUAGCAACAGUUCAGCACAUGAUUGAAAAUGUCCUUACAAGCUUAAAAAGUGGCAAACAUUUCGCCAAAGUCGACAUUUCUAUCGAAUUAAAGCCUGAAUCAUUAGGAAGUGAACGAUCACUGCCCUGCACCGAGCGUCGCCUUCCGGUGCCCGUUGAGAUCACGGACAUCAGUGGAAUAGAUCUCGACUUAAAAGCAUGCACGCCGAGAUUUCUCAACAUCAGCUGCGAUAACCAUGCCGACAAUGCUAUUCAAUACGCCCGGAGUUCCAUGGGACCUUUACAUGGUAUGCAAGGGAUCGCAUUUACCUCGCGUGGUUCCCGAUUUACCCCUUUGAUGGGGUCCACACCACGGGUCGACGAACUCAUAUAUGGCCCCUGUGACACCAUUACAAAACAUGGCGGUGGGAAUUGGAUAGAGGCGGAAAUUGUUAGUCCAGGACAAAGACAGCUAUUGCAAGAACAUGCCGUAGCUAUUCACAAACGGCCUGAUGACGUGCCUCGGUUGAGUAUAGUAGUUUCUCCGGUAGGCAGAAAUGAAAACAGAUGUAUUGAAGUGUUAGAUGAUAGCACUGAUCUUUCCACUGACAGGUCAGUGAAUCUGCAUCGUUCAAGAGAUAAUUUCGGACAGGAUUGUCCGAGGCCAAUGACACAAGUCAGACCGCCAUUUGUGCCACCUUUGAAUUUGACAGCUUUGGAGGGGUAUGAACUUCAUUCGAAAAAGAAAUGUGCGGCCACUUUCCGUGCGUCUGAUUCAAAGUCAAAGAAGAACGCUGGGACUGUUCCGGUCUGCCAGAUGGAUUCAACACUGAAUAAAGACACAGGACAAGGGAAGGGAUGUCGGCCAAGUAAUAAACUUGGAAUGAAGAAAGAAUUAAUCAAACGGGAUGCAGGACAGUUGUAUACGUUCAAUCCUCGAGACCUCAUAUUCUUCAUCGAGGAUUACACCAGGAGACCGGAGGAUAGCAACAGAUUCCGCGAAAGAGCCCUAAUGGUUUGCAGCGAAUCGCUGACGAAACACGUUGUCAUGACAGCGCUUCGAGAACUGCGCCUAGAACAACACAAAGCGCUAUCCCAUUUACACGGUCACAAUAUUCGCUCUCUGCCCACCCUUAUUCCUUACCCAAUCAUUCGACCGUACGGCUCAACAGUUCGUGACGAGAUAAGAUUCACAUUUUUUGACACUAGCCCACCAAAACUUGUUCAAAGAACCGACUAUGAUCGCAAUAGCUUGCUGCCAAGAAACGAGAGAUACCCGUCUUCUGAAAGCGGACUGAAACGGAGCAAAGAAGCGGUACUGGCCUAUAAAAGCCGUUUUAAAAUUGGGUUCGGUUUUGUGCCACCAAAAGUGAGAUUUGUGACUUCGAAAACGCUUUCGACUUCUGCAGAUGAGACCAAUACUGGUCUGCAAGCUAGAAAAAGACCAAAGAAAAUAUCAAAGCAAACUAUAAACGUUGCUGUGAAAAUCCCUCAAACCAGGAUUCAAAAUUACAGUAAAUACAGGCAUGUAAAAUCCAAGACAAACACCGGCCUACGACAAGGGGAUGCUUUAGGUAGUCCUUCAUUCGGGAUCUACAGAAGAUCUGAAACCGUCUCGAGAGGAAACACAAAUGCGAACGCAAACGUAGGUUGUUAUGAAAGCCAUCGUGAACAGAAAUUACCUGAAGUGGCGACAGCUGUAGCCGCGAAACGUCAUGGACAACGCACACACGGACAGAAGCACGUGCAACUAAAGGACGUGUGCAGUUGGACUUUUUUGAAGCCGAAUCCAUUUAACAAGCUUGUGCCGUUACCAGAUAUCGGACGAAAACUUCACGGCCAGCUGUUUUGCAUUGACACGCCCAGAUAGUAACUCUAAGACUAUAUUUAACUCACUUACUUUAAAUGUUAUUAUUCAUAUUAUUUGUAUGAAUAAAAUGCUAUGGAAAACUG